Cephus cinctus (wheat stem sawfly) is the source of this 3564-nucleotide messenger RNA. Its product is annotated as F-box/LRR-repeat protein 4. Gene Ontology annotation, biological process: SCF-dependent proteasomal ubiquitin-dependent protein catabolic process. The transcript is spliced from 6 exons. The coding region runs from base 410 to 2449 and encodes 679 amino acids. The record is from RefSeq and is a predicted model, not a curated record. Gene Ontology annotation, molecular function: protein binding. NCBI's taxonomy places the organism in Eukaryota, Metazoa, Arthropoda, Insecta, Hymenoptera, Cephidae. Gene Ontology annotation, cellular component: SCF ubiquitin ligase complex.
ACCUUGACAAUUAUGUAUUCCACUUCCGGAUGUAAAGAAUAUUAUAAAAUUAUUUAAUAAAUUUGUUACGUCUAGGGAAACUUUCAUGAUGAACCGUUCCGAUAAAAUGUAUGCAGAUUCUAUUGUCAGAAAUCUGGGCAUUUAUUUAAAAACUUAUAAUUUUUCGAACCAUUAGGAUUAUCUAUAUGAAUUUUAGUUAGUCAUUUUAUUAACUUAUAUGAACUUUAACGUUUUCCUUUUUUCCUUAGUAAUAAACCAUGAUAUCGUUAGACUAAUGCCCGUUUCCUCCGACGUGGUUUAAGCCUGGUUCAAUUUUUUAAAUAUAGUUUUAAUUAAGAUGGGGUGAUCGGAGUCUUAAGUUCGAUUAACAUCGGAGGAAACGGGCAUAAAUCAGGUCAUCGUACACAUAAUGUCGUACUUAUCAGUGUCCGACAGGAUGUCGGCAGGUUUGGUCAAUCAACAUUGGCAUGAAGCUUCUCUCGACAGUCGAUUUGUCGACAAGCAAGCCGUAAUACUGAACCGACAAGGUGCUGCUGAUAACUUACAAGAAGUCCUCAAUAUUCUGCAAAAUUCCGUCAGACCGUUUUAUCACUUCAUCUUCAAUGAAAUGGAGCUACGCCGAACGAUGCCUUUCUGGGAGCAAUAUGGACCGGAUAUGCGUAGCUUAAUCCUGGUAUGCUGUGACCUCAGCGAAAGGACACUCGUUGCUAUCCUGAACUAUUGUGAGAGCUUGAGGAAGCUUCAUAUCAAUGCUUGUCGUGAAUGUCUAAUGUCAGGUCGACUGCUGGAUGACGAGAACGACGUUAAAGAGCUCUCGUCGAAGUUCCAAAGUCUACACGAGCUUAGUCUUGCAUCUAAUAGAUACCUGAGCGAUGCUCUGUUCAAUAGGCUCGUCGCCAUCUGUCCAAAUUUAGAUUCGCUCAGUUUAAUGGGAUGUCAGAUUUCAUUUCACGUUGGUCUAUAUAAGAAAUUCUAUCCUGAUAAUGGAUUUCGGAUACAAGCAUCUGAAUCUGUCCUCACAUUCCCUAAUGUUCUUCGUUAUAUAACGCAGCAGAGCAAACGCCUGAAACAUUUGAAUUUUGGUUGCACUUUGAUAGACGGAACAGCAUUGGCAUCCUUGUCAACGUUAAAAGAUUUGAAAUUAGAAUCCUUGAAGCUUCACGCCUGCGAACAACUGACUUACACGGGGAUCCGUACUCUUUUGGAACAUCAAACCACUUUAAGAGUACUGGAUGUUAGUUUCUGUACACGAGUGACAGAUAUCAGUUUAAUUUGUAUCUGUAAAUCCUUGAAGAACCUGGAAGUUCUGAAUAUCCGACGGUGUCGUGCCGUUACUGCACAUGGUAUUCGGGAAAUACGUAAUCUAGAGAAAUUAAAAGAAUUGGAUAUAUCUGAAUGCGAACAACUCACUGGGGAAUGUAUUACUGAUGGUUUGUGCUCCAUAAAAAUAGAUACUGAUAGUGGCAAUAGUGAUCCCAAUGAAGAUUCUGAAAAUGUCAAUCCAAAUUCAUUUAAUGUAACAAGUAAUUUUAGUGAUAAUAAACAACCGCUUAAUAGGAACUUAGAGAGAUUUUCUGCAAACGCGUUAAAUCUAGAUGAGAAGUCUAUUGAACUUAUUGCAAUGAGCUUUCCCAAGCUACGGCUACUGGGUGUUGGAUAUUGUUUUAGUGCAGUUACAGAUAAGACCAUACAGACAAUAUUUGAAAAGCUGAUACUGUUAAGGUCCUUGAAGAUAAGUCGCUGUGAUAAAGUUAGUGAUUUAGGUCUUACUGGUAUGGGAGCUGGCAACAAAGAAAAUAUCAAGAAGGUAAUGAUUGUAAACACACAACAAGUUCCACGGUCAAACCUCAGAAUAAGCUUACGGUCCAGAGCUGAGGAAGAAAUAGUACGAGAUGCUAAGAGGAAGAACGAAGUGAUGCAGAUGUGUGGCGACCUCAUUACUUCAUUGGAUGAUGAACAUUGCUCAGGAUUCUCUUUAACGAGACUCAGAGGACUAACAGAAUUGAAUCUUGCUGGAUGUAACAGAAUAACCGAUGUUAGUUUGAAGUACGCAUUUACAUUUCCGGAACUCAGGAUAUUAGAUCUGAGCAUGUGUCAACAGGUAACACAUGUUGGAUUAGAUUUUCUUACAAAAAAUAAUCCAGCAAUUGAAGAUUUGAAUCUAUCUCAGUGUCACAAUCUGACAGAUACUGGUAUUUCCUAUGUAGCAAAAAGGCUACGUAGACUCAAACGUGUUCAUCUUCAGAGCUGCUCACGGUUAACGGACCAUAGCUUGGACUCCAUAAAAUUGUAUUGCAACUCCUUAAAAUACUUGGAUGUUCGUUGCUGUCAAGGAAUGUCUAUGGCUGGGAUAGAAAAUCUGUGUCACUUACAUGUGGAGUAUACGAAACAUUCAGAUGUCAUAAUGCAUAACAAAGUGCCACCACCUGCGCCGCCCAUUCGCAGAUAGCCAAUAACUCGACUGUUCCGGUUAAAAAUAUGUGGCCGGAACCGUUAAGUUACUUUGAGUAUUAGCAAAUACUCAUAUGCAGAUUAUUAGUACUUGCCACAUGAAUAUUGUCAAGUUUUAAAACAACAGGGAAAGUAGAUGUCUUAUGACCAUAGAGAUUAAAUUCCUGAAAUGCAUAGUCCUUAUCGAUGUCCUUAUAUAAUAGUUUGCAUUUGACAUUUAAUGACACCACAAGGAAAUUAGAAGAAAAAGAGUUACUACAAUAGGAAAAAUUAGACCGAUACCAGUGGCAUACAGUAUUUGACAAUUUUUGUUGCGUCAUUAUUUUUUAUUUAAUAACUACAUAUUUUAAUAAAUUAAUGCUUUUGUAAAUAAUUUCCUCUCCUUAACGUAUUCUAUUCUAAUACUCUAUAUUUACAUGCUCGUACUUUAUAAAUACGCUUUUCUAUCAUCUCAAAUUAAUAUUUUGUAUACGACUCUCAGGAAUGGAAUUGCAAUUGUAAAGUAGAAUUGUAAAAUAGAAAAAAAAUAAGACAACUCAACGAAGGCAACAGUGAAUGAUCUGCACGUUUGUUUUCAUUGUGACUCCUUUAAGGAGUCGACAAAUAUUUUUAAACAAAUUAUAAGACUAUCAAAUUUUCAUUUCACAUCUCGCAGUGUAAACUAUACAUACAUCAAUUCCAUUCUAGGUCCUUAGAACUCUAUUUCAUAUAGUACAAAAUCAUUGCAAAAUACAGUCAGUAACCGAAAGUAUUCAUCCAUCGAACCUCUUUCGUAAAUGAUGAAGAUAACUUGAGAGUACUAAGAGGAAUGUAACUUAGUUUAUACAUAGAAAGAAACCUUUAUUUAUAAGCAACAAAAUAUUAAAACUGCAAAUCAAUCAUUUGAGAAGCAAUGAAAUAAGAUGAAGAACAAUGAAUUGCGCUUCCCUGAAUUGCUGUAUUGCAUCUUAUAGUGAAACAUGUAAUAAACGCGGAUCGGCUUCUGAAUGUGCAACAUCUACUUUGCUGAAAUUAUCGUCAUGGUAGGAAAAAAAAAAGAAAUGACGAUACCAGAACAUGAACGAGUACCUCACGUCCUUGAUCCGCCACCACGAUCUCCAGAUAUUAACCCAA